Molecule: messenger RNA, 454 nt
Organism: Fusarium tjaetaba
Lineage: Eukaryota; Fungi; Ascomycota; Sordariomycetes; Hypocreales; Nectriaceae
Exons: 2
Molecular function (GO): carbon-sulfur lyase activity
Source: RefSeq, a predicted model, not a curated record
AUGACUACUGAGGAAUCCAACAAAGACGAAAAGUUCUUCCCACGGGCAGGACUUGCACAAGAUGGAUGGUCUACCGAAGACGAAGCGACAGCGACAUGCUACUGUGGUGCAGUUCAGCUGGUCUUGCCUUUGAAAAAGCCUGGCUUCGUUUUCUCAUUCGUUUGCCACUGCAGUGACUGUCGCAAGAUCACGGCUUCAAUGUUCACCACUGGCAUCGUUGUUCUCGACACAAACUUGAAGCAUGUCCGCGGUGAAGAGAACCUCAAGCAGUUCAGCCAGUCGGAUACAAUUGAGAGGGAUGGAAGCGCGAUGACCAAUUUCUUCUGCACGACAUGCGGAUCGCUCAUGUACCGAAGGUCUUCGGCUUAUACAGGAGUUAGUAUCCUGAGAGGGGGCACAGUUGAUGAUUUUAAGCUUGUGGAAACGGUGCUGAAGCCAGAUGUUGAGCAAUUCU